ACAGAUCGAAAUUGGCGCCCCUUUUUUCUUCUUUCUCUCUGUUGCUUCUUCGUUCUUCCCUUCUCUCUCCCUCUCUCGCUCUGGCUUUCUUCAUGAAAAAUUAUAAACAGUGGGAGAAAUUUUUAAACAACCUUUCUGCUUUCUUCUUCUAAAUACUUUUCCUGUUUUGAAUUCCUUUAUAAUCUUUAGUUUGUUGCAAUUUCUAGUAAUUUAGCACAAUGUCAUUGCGGAGGCGUACCUUGCUCAAGGUGAUCGUUCUCGGCGACAGCGGGGUUGGCAAGACUUCUUUGAUGAAUCAAUACGUGCAUAAGAAGUUUAGUCUACAGUAUAAAGCUACAAUUGGUGCUGAUUUUGUGACUAAAGAACUCCAAAUUGAUGACAGGCUCGUCACGCUGCAAAUAUGGGACACAGCUGGGCAAGAAAGAUUUCAGAGUCUUGGAGUCGCAUUCUACAGAGGGGCAGAUUGCUGUGUUCUGGUCUAUGAUGUUAAUGUAAUGAGAUCUUUUGACACUCUUGACAACUGGCAUGAGGAGUUUCUUAAACAGGCAAACCCACCUGCUCCCAAAACGUUUCCAUUUAUAUUGCUUGGAAACAAGAUUGACAUUGAUGGUGGAAACAGUCGAGUGGUUUCUGAGAAAAAGGCAAACGAGUGGUGUGCUUCGAAAGGAAACAUACCUUACUUUGAGACAUCAGCAAAAGAGGAUUACAAUGUUGAUGCUGCAUUCCUUUGUAUUGCAAAAACUGCUCUAGCCAAUGAGCAUGAACAAGACAUAUACUUCCAAGGCAUAACCGAGGCUGUUUCAGAGAGCGAGCAAAGAGGUGGUUGUGCAUGUUGAAUUGGGACAAAUUGAUUUGGCAGACUGGUCUAUGGUACCUGUGGUUGCCUGAUUCAUUCCUCCUUUUUUAUGGUGGUCCCUUCUUGUGAUCCCUUUUUUUUUUUGGGUUUUCUGAUUACAGAGUGUAUACUUAGCAAGCUCUUCAAUUGAAAUUUUGCUAGAUUUUAGUUCAAUUACCUUUUUGAGAAUCAUUUUUGGUAAGAGAUCUUGUGAUUCCUAGCUACAAAGUCGUAGGAUCUCCUAACGGGUUGAUUCACAAAGAGUCGUUUUAAACAACUGGAUCUUUAGAAACUAACUUUUGGAAGUAUAUGUAUUUAAAUUUCUACUUAAUCAGCCUACUUAAAACAAAGGCCACAUGGAUGCUGCUAUAACUCUGCGACUGCACUAAUGAACAGAGGUUCUGAUGUAAAUAAUAUUUGUGGUUGCUCG
Manihot esculenta (cassava) is the source of this 1265-nucleotide messenger RNA. RefSeq names its product ras-related protein Rab7. Lineage: Eukaryota; Viridiplantae; Streptophyta; Magnoliopsida; Malpighiales; Euphorbiaceae. The transcript has 7 exons. The coding region runs from base 219 to 836 and encodes 205 amino acids. The record is from RefSeq and is a predicted model, not a curated record. Gene Ontology annotation, molecular function: GTPase activity; GTP binding. Gene Ontology annotation, cellular component: vacuolar membrane.